GUUGCAUUGUUACCUGUCCAACUUGACUACCUGCUCUCACCGUUAUGGGGGUGUUUCCUCACCAUUAACUCAUCAUCGGGGAUUCCUGUUUAUAGAUUUCAGAUUCAGAUCACACACACAUUCUGACCCACACAUCAACACACACAGCGGCUCGGUCUGACUCUGGUACCCGGGUCAUGUUCACCGGGGUGCGGAUAGAGAGCAGGGGGGUCUCCGGGCUUGAUGCUGCAGCUGUGAGGCAGCAGAGGAGGCUGAAGCAGGCGAUCCAGUUCCUGCACCGAGACUCUGCUGACCUGCUGCCGCUGGACGGACUGAAGAAGCUGGGGACAUCCACACAGGGCCAGCCACAUCAUAUCCUCCAGAAGCGCCUGCUGGAGUCCAAGUUAUCCCGGGGCAGGAUGAACAAUGAAGGGAUCAGCCUGAGCUGCACUCACAUCAACUCACAUGAGGAUGAAGAGGAAGAGGAGGACGAUUUCAUCUUUGUGCCCUGCAAGUGUUUAGGACAAGAGGUGAAAGUACUGAUUGACACUGGCUUCAAAUUGAACCUGAUGUCCUCACGAACUGUGGAGAGUUUAUGUCUGAAAGAUCUGAUUGAAGAGAACAAAAUGGAGGUGGACGGGUUUCCGUUUCAGAGGAAGCUUUGUGUCGACGGACACAUCCGAGAACUCAGCCUGGCCUUCGGGAAACUCAGAGUAAUGUGCCCGUUCUUCAUCAUAGAGAGUAACAGACCACUGAUGUCCCUGGGAAACAAGAUGUUAAAGUCACUAAAGUGUGUGAUUGACACUGAAAAGCAGAUGUUGGUGUUUGGGACGACAGUGAGGGAGCAACUUCAUUUUGUCAAAAAGCCGUUCAAUGAAAGUUCUCCUGAUUUCCAAGACCUGUGAUAGCAACAGCAACAACAAAAACAAGGACAACAACUAGAACAACGAGAACACACCUAAAGCAAUACAACUAGAUGCCUACUUAGGGAACACAGUUUUCUCACCCUUUUAAUUCUCACUCUCUCUCUUUGUUUACUGUCUUAAUGAGUUGGAUAAUCCACCCUAACUUCACCUUUUUUUUUUUUACACAAAGGCAGUUUGGUAUUAUAACUACAUGGUAUUUAGCUGACGCUUUUAUCCAAAGUGACUUACAUACACUCAAUACUAUAGACUGCAUGCCUGCAGAAGCAAUUUGGGGUAAAGUAUGUUGUUCAAGGACACUUUGACUGUGGGAUCGAAUGGCUGACCCCCUGAUUUUCAGAUCAGCGCUCUAACCCCUGCGAACAGUUUCUCAUGAAGCACUUAAACAGCAUUAUAGUAGCCUAUGAUCAUGUGUAGAAUGUAUAGAGAUGAAUUAUAAACACAACGUGUCGUGCUGUAGACUUUAUUAUUCUGAUAGAAUGUGAUUUAUAGAUCUUGUUACUUAUAAAUAAGUAUUGUCAUGACGGAGAAACUGAAGUAUUCUGUAUGUAUAGCUGGAAAUCAGUCUUGGAUAACAGAGGAUUUUUAUUUCAUGUGAAGUGUAGCUUACAAACUCAACACAAUCUAUUGCGACUGUUUAUCUACUGUAUUUUAUAAUGUUGUAAUGUAUUUUGUAGUUCCAAAACAAGUAUUUGCAAUGAGGUCACUGCCUUUUAAUGUUUACAGAAAUACAGUAGCACCGAAUAUCAAAUAA
Molecule: messenger RNA, 1656 nt
Organism: Eleginops maclovinus (Patagonian blennie)
Lineage: Eukaryota; Metazoa; Chordata; Actinopteri; Perciformes; Eleginopidae
Product: nuclear receptor-interacting protein 3-like
Exons: 7
Coding region: 177-884 (235 amino acids)
Biological process (GO): proteolysis
Molecular function (GO): aspartic-type endopeptidase activity
Source: RefSeq, a predicted model, not a curated record